AUGGCUGGUGCACAUGCGUACAUUGGGGCCGUAGGUGCCUUCAAUCACUCAAAAGAGACCUUUGAUGCGUAUGCAGAGAGAUUGGAUAUGUUUUUCUUAGCCAACAAUAUAAUAGAACUGCCUGGUAAGACUGAGAAUCAAAUAGCAGCUAGAGCUGCGGUUGUGCAAAGGAAAAAGGCAAUAUUCCUUAGCGAAGUUGGGCCCGAGUUCUAUGCUGUACUCCGGAACCUUGUGGCUCCAGGAAAACCGAGCGACAUGGAACCUGCAGAGAUUUUCAACCAGCUGAGAGCACAUUACAAUCCGCCUCCACUCGAGAUUUCUGAAAAGCAGAAAUCUGGAGAGUCUGUGAAUGACUAUGUGUUGGCCCUCAGGAAACUUUCUAUUUAUUGUUAUUUCGGGAACUACCUGAAUCGGGCUCUAAGGGACAAGUUCGUGUGUGGUCUACAAGAUACGAGAAUUCAGAAGUUGUUGAAAACGGCUGAUUUGACUUUCGCACGUGCUACGCAAAUAGCUGUUGCUAUGGAGAUGUCGAGCAAGCAAGCAAAGGAGAUGCGGCCUGGCAGCGGUGGCAGUAGUACCGGCACUGUCAGCAAAGUUCAAAAGUUUGGUGGAUCAUCGCGAACCAGUUGUUCUGGUGAUAGUUCCGGUGGUCGUGGGAAGUCUCGUGUCAUCGCAUGUUUUCGGUGUGGCAAAGACCAUCUAGCGACAAACUGUCCUCACAUGGAUGUUAUGUGUAGGAAGUGCGAAAGAUCUGGACACUUUGCAAAAUACUGCAAGUCAAAAGCAGUAACUCAAAGUGCCAGCAGCAGUCGAUAUGAAAAGAACAGUUCAAGGAACUUUUCAAAAAAGAAAACUGUUGAUACUGCUGCUGAUUACUCUGUGAUGAGUAAAGAUUACUACUUGGCAAAUUUUGCCGAGGUACAACUGGAAAAUUCCAAUGUCAAGUUGAAAUCCUACACUGGUGAUGUCAUCAAAGUUUGUGGUCAGUUUGCCACCGAGGUUGUUUUUAAGGGUCUGAGGGCUAGUUUGCCCAUGGUUGUAGUUGACCACCCAGGCAAGCCUACAUUGUUAGGUCGGAACUGGCUUAAGGUACUCAAGUUAGACUGGGGUGAAAUGUUUGCGGUUGACAAGGCACCAGUUAACACUGAGUGUGAGAGUUUCAAAGCCCACAUUCGCAUGAAAGCGGAUGCAAAGCCAGUGUUUUAUGAUGCCAGACGGGUUCCCUAUGCUAUCAAAGAUAGGGUUGAAACAGAGUUAGAUAAGCUUGAGAAAAAUCGGGUACUUGAGAAAAUUGACCAUUCUGAGUGGGCCAGUCCCAUUGUUGUUGUCCCCAAGGCGGACAAGACUGUGAGGAUUUGCGGUGACUACAAAGUCACUAUAAAUCUGACAGUCGAAGACGAGCAAAUUAGUCUUCCAACAACUCAGGACCUAUUCCAAAAAAUGUGUGGGUCAAAAGUUUUCACCAAACUCGACCUUUCGCAUGCUUAUGCUCAACUAAGUGUAGAUGAUGAGAGUCAGAAAUAUCUCACCCUCAAUACCCACAAGGGUCUGUACCGGUAUACCAAGUUACCAUAUGGUGUAAAGUCUGCAUCUAAAAUGUUCCAAUCCAAAAUGGAUCAAAUUCUUCAGGGCAUUCCAAAGGUUGUGUGCAAGCAGGACUACAUGUUGAUUGGUGGAAAUUACACAAAUGAACAUCUGAUGAUCUUGGCUCAGGUUUUUGCAAGGUUGCACAAGCACAAUGUUCAUCUUAAUCUGCCAAAGUGUACGUUCAUGAAGCCUAGUGUGGUGUACUUAGGUUUCACCUACAGUGGUGACGGGCUAAGGCCUCUCGAGUCUAACAUUGAAGCAGUGAAGCAGGCUCCAGCUCCUGAAAAUGUGUCGCAGCUGAGAACCGUCAAGUUAGCAUGUGAUGCGUCACCAUAUGGUGUUGGUGCUGUGUUGAGUCACAUCAUGGACAAUGGGGAAGAAAGGCCAAUUGCCUACGCUUCAAGGACGCUGAGUGCAAGUGAAAAAAACUAUGCACAAAUAGAGCGCGAGGCCCUCUCCAUCAUUUUUGGUGUAAAAAAAUGCCAUGAUUUUCUUUAUGGCCGGAAGUUCACGUUGCUUACCGACCAUAAGUGUUUGGUGGUCAUACUUGGCCCAAAAACGGGUGUUCCAACUAUGGCAGCUGCCAGAAUGCAACGUUGGGCACUCGUACUCUCUGCCUAUGAAUACGACAUAGAGUAUCGUCAAGGCACAGCGCAUGCUAACUGCGACGCGUUAUCGAGAUUACCAUGUCCCCAGAUGUGUAAAGAAGGGACUGAAGGAAGAUUGUAUAAUGUUCAGAUGGUUGAUGAAGGGUUUCCUAUACUUGCUGACGACAUAGAGUGA
This is a messenger RNA of Lineus longissimus, 2370 nucleotides long. RefSeq lists its product as uncharacterized. The record is from RefSeq and is a predicted model, not a curated record. Gene Ontology annotation, molecular function: nucleic acid binding; zinc ion binding. The transcript has 4 exons. NCBI's taxonomy places the organism in Eukaryota, Metazoa, Nemertea, Pilidiophora, Heteronemertea, Lineidae. The coding region runs from base 1 to 2370 and encodes 789 amino acids.